AUGACUCAUGAACGCGGCUAUGAUUUGGCGUCACAAGUACUAAACAUUUGCAACGUACAUCACAAGAAACUGUUUUGCCAUAUCACGUACCGUCACUUGUUGGUCUUGUCGAGUGACGAUAACGGUUGCGUCAUACUCAAGAAAGUUAUAACAAUAGCUGAUGAUUUCUUGAAAGAUGAAUUCCUUGACCUAAUCGCACAGCACGCUCACUCGCUAAGCAUGCACGACUUAGGAAUCUCCCUAAUCCAGCACGUGCUUGAGCUUGAUUUUACAAAGAAAACCACACAAGACGACAAGCGCUUGCACGAGCUAAUGGCUGAGUUUGAUGAGGUUCUCUCGACAUCAGUAACAGCAGAUGUUGAUAAGCUCCAUAAGCUUGCCUCGAAGCUAAUGUUAGAUUCUGAUCUCUUUUUCGAGUUUGUCAUAACAAGACGAGGCUCGCUCAUGAUUCAAAUUAUCCUAGGAAAAUCCGAAGAAGUCGACCAAGUUAUUUUGGCGGGAGUGAAGCAAAGGUUCAUCGAUGUUACAACAAACUUUUACGGGUAUCGCAUCAUGAUACAAACCAUAAAAGUUUUCAAGAAAAGAGGUGAUUUGAAAGUGUACGACCAAAUCCUACGCCUAAUCGGAGUCCACGCUCUCUACCUAACAAAGGACCCUGAUAUGGGAAACAAGACGUUUCAACACGCUAUUAAUCUACACCACCAGGAUUGUACGACAUUCAUCGCGUGUGGGCUUCAAAGCCACUACAUUGAGCUUUCGUUUCUGAAACAUGGAAGCAAAAUUGUGGAGAUGCUUAUCGAUGACCGUAUUUCGAUGGUGCCUUUGGUUCUACUCAUGAUGGAGAUUGUCAAGUGUGAUGAAGAUACGUUGGUGAGAUUGGCUACUGAUGAAUAUGGGAAUAACAUUUUGAAAAAGUUUCUGGCACUUGCCAAAGAGCAUAAGGAAGAUUUCUUUGGUGAUCUUGUUGACAAGUUGAAUCCUUUACUCGAUAGUUUGCGCGGGACUCUCGGAGAAAACAUUGUAGCAAUCAUCGACUCAGAAACAGAGAUGGUUAAGGAUCGAAUUGUUUCACAAGGAAAUAAUUAG
Molecule: messenger RNA, 1086 nt
Organism: Arabidopsis thaliana (thale cress)
Lineage: Eukaryota; Viridiplantae; Streptophyta; Magnoliopsida; Brassicales; Brassicaceae
Gene: PUM22
Product: pumilio 22
Exons: 1
Coding region: 1-1086 (361 amino acids)
Cellular component (GO): cytoplasm
Molecular function (GO): RNA binding
Source: RefSeq, marked reviewed